CUUAUCAUAUCAAGAUGUGUGCUUUGAGCACGGUUUUUGAAAUUCAAAUCUAGCUAUAUGUAUAGGCAACCAGUAAAAUACUUGUGUAGUUGUCUGGCAGCAUUCACUUCACGUGGCUAAUUGACAAAUUCCAUAACCUUAAACUUUUCCAGUUCUUGUUUUUUUAUUUUACGAAAAUGGGUGCCUCAAAGCCAAUUUUCCGGGACUUGAACGCAGAUGAUCCCGAACCAGAGGCAACGGAAAUAGAAUCUUUAUGUGUAAAUUGCCAUGCUAACGGCAUAACAAGACUUCUGUUAACAAAAAUUCCAUUUUACAAAGAGGUUGUCUUAAUGUCAUUCUCAUGUGAGCACUGUGGAUUUGAAAAUAACGAAAUUCAAUCAGGUGCUGCUAUUAGUCCUGAAGGGGUUAAAAUCAGUUUACGUGUGGAAACCCAGGCUGAUUUAAACAGACAGUUAGUAAAAAGUGACUAUACUAGUAUUAAAAUUGUCGAACUCGACUUUGAAAUACCUGCAAAAAGCCAGAAAGGAGAGGUAACAACUGUUGAGGGAGUUAUUACUCGUAGUAUAGCGGGGUUGCAACAAGACCAACCUGUCAGAAGAAUCCAACAUCCGGAAGCGGCCGCCCAAAUUGACGAAUUUAUUCAAAAACUGGAGAAACUUAAAGAUUUAAAUUCUCCAUUUACAUUAAUUUUAGAAGACAUUUCUGGCAAUAGCUUCAUUGAAAACCCCCAAGCACCCAAAAAGGACCCCAACUGCAGCACCCACUUCUUCAAAAGAACUAAAGAACAAGACCACGAACUUGGCAUUUUCACCCCUGCUGAAGUUGGCAAUGAGAAAAGCACUGCAUUAUUACACCCUAUCUCCGAAAACGAAUUCACUCUUGAAGAUCUUGAAGGCGAAGUUUUGCAAUUUCCCACAAAUUGCACCAAUUGCAAUUCUCCUUGUGAAACCAACAUGAAGAUGACCAAAAUUCCACAUUUUAAAGAAGUGGUAAUAAUGGCCACAAAUUGUGAUGCUUGUGGCCACAGAACUAACGAAGUGAAAUCAGGAGGAGGCAUUGAACCUACAGGAGUCCACAUUGAAGUAUUUGUUAACGGUCGGGAAGACUUCUCCCGCGAUGUUUUAAAAUCUGAAACAUGCAGUUUAAAAAUCCCGGAAUUAGAGCUAGAAGUGGGCCCCCAUGCCCUUGGUGGGAGGUUUACAACAGUUGAGGGGCUGUUAGUGGCGAUUAAAGAACAAUUGGAUAAUCCCACUUUCUCGCACAUGUUUGGGGAUUCACAGACGGCGGAGUCUAAAGCACGAUUGGAGGAAUUUUUCAAACGGCUGCAGCAAGUGUUGGAUGGGGAGUUUAAAGUUACGAUAGUUUUGGAUGAUCCAGCGGGAAAUAGCUACAUACAGAGCCUGGAUGACGAAGAUAAGGGACUAAAAAUAACGCAAUAUGAGAGAACGUUUGAGCAAAAUGAGGAGUUGGGUUUAAAUGACAUGAAAACGGAAAAUUAUACAAGUGAUUAGGAUAAAUAGUUUCACUUAUGUAUAUUUUCAAAUAAAACAAUUUGUAUAAAUUAA
Tribolium castaneum (red flour beetle) is the source of this 1565-nucleotide messenger RNA. RefSeq names its product Zpr1 (gene Zpr1). The transcript is spliced from 5 exons. Gene Ontology annotation, molecular function: zinc ion binding. Lineage: Eukaryota; Metazoa; Arthropoda; Insecta; Coleoptera; Tenebrionidae. The record is from RefSeq and is a predicted model, not a curated record. Gene Ontology annotation, cellular component: cytoplasm; nucleus. Bases 177 to 1511 code for a protein of 444 amino acids.